Ogataea angusta is the source of this 2268-nucleotide messenger RNA. RefSeq lists its product as uncharacterized. NCBI's taxonomy places the organism in Eukaryota, Fungi, Ascomycota, Pichiomycetes, Pichiales, Pichiaceae. The record is from RefSeq and is a predicted model, not a curated record. Gene Ontology annotation, cellular component: cytoplasm; nucleus. The transcript has a single exon. Gene Ontology annotation, molecular function: inositol hexakisphosphate kinase activity. Gene Ontology annotation, biological process: inositol phosphate biosynthetic process; phosphatidylinositol phosphate biosynthetic process. Bases 1 to 2268 code for a protein of 755 amino acids.
AUGGCCGGCCGUAAGGCAGCAAAGUCUUUAAGACUAUUCCGGGGGUCAGAUUCAUCUGAUAACUUGCCAAAAAUGCACAAAGAAUCCAGGAUCGCCUCCUCUUUUGACGGCGAUCCUCGUACAGACAGGAGUGAACCUCAAAGCUCCACUCGCCACAAUUCAUUCACCAUCACAUCAGUGGACCUGGAGCGACACACAUUGCAUCCUUCCUUAUACCCUAGCAUGCCUCCUUUGGAGCCCGUGUCGUCGGCAACGUAUAUCCCUCACACACCUGUGGAUUCGCAAUACAGGGCUGUUCCCGAACAUCUUACUGCCGCCGCUGAGUUUGACCAUGAAGUGGACAACCCAGAAGUUUUGAGCGAGAUUGAAGAAAUUGAGGAGGCAAUUGAGAAGGAAAACCGCGAUGUGCAUAGUGCGGAUACCUCAAGAUCAGCAUCGCCAUUUUCCGACUCGGCAGAGUACACACAGAAUAAAUUCGAGCAAUUUUCAGGGAGAAAAUUUCCCUUAGCAGUGGAAUUGCAGCCUUUCAAGAACAAAGUGGGAGGCCAUACGGCAAUUUUCAAGUUCAGCCAUCGAGCUGUUUGCAAAGCGUUGGUCAACCGGGAAAAUACCUGGUACGAAAACAUCGAACUUGCACAUCCUGAACUGCUGAAAUUCAUGCCUCGUUAUAUUGGGGUCUUGAAUGUGCGAUACAGCAGUUUAGCAGAUGACGCUUAUGAGCCCGCAUCUUAUGAUAACGAUCAUUCAUUGGAGACCAGUCACAAAGGAGACGAACUUCCUCCUGAAGUGGUUCUUGAUGACAACAAACACAUUUUUCCAGAGUCGCUUUGGAACCAUUACUCCACCAGCUCACCACUUCAGGAUGAUUCCAGGUCUCAUUCUCUGAGCGACUCUGACAGCUUUUUGUCUUCUCCGCAGACUCGAGACGGUAAAGAAUCGCAUGAUGUUUGGGGAGCUACUAAAGUCAACACAAAACUGCAAGAAUUGGUGUUGACAGAGGUGUUCGCACCCAUCAAGGAGUACGCAAGAAGAGCACAAAGCAAGACCAUUCACACCGGAUACCACAAAAACUGUGGUUUCAUAGGGGCUCGUGUCAUAAGAUCUCAUAGACAUUCCACCAGCGGGACGGGAAGCUCAUUCAAGAAAGGACUUCCUACACCAUUUGAGGAAGGUUUUUCCAGUGCCCAAACCUCUCCGCAGCUGACGGCUAGGAAGGAUCAUUUAGGUGGACACUCGAAUUCCUUGCUUGAUCUCAAAAAGCUAUCGUAUGCCGAUGGAUGUAAUUUCCCAGAUAGAGAGACACUAAUAAACAAAAUCAAGACUCUGCCGCACAAGGAUGAUGGAGGAGGAAUAUUUGAUAUGGACAAAGACACAACAAGCGAGCAUGCUAUCAUUGAUGAUGAGGAAGAUACUGUGUCAUCUCCACCGUUAUUGAAUUCACCUUCUCUCUCCUCCAAACGCAAACACACUCGGCUGGAACGUUUCAUUCUUCUCGAAGAUUUGACGUCUGGUAUGAAACAUCCAUGCGUUUUGGACUUGAAGAUGGGAACUCGUCAGUACGGUGUAGAGGCUACAGAAAAGAAACGGUAUUCGCAGCGGAGAAAAUGUCAGCAGACAACUUCUCGUCGUCUAGGAACCAGAAUUUGCGGAAUGCAAGUUUGGGAUCUAAAACGGAACUGUUUUAUCAACAGGGAUAAAUAUUUUGGACGCAAACUCAACGUCGGAUAUGAAUUUGUGAGAUCGCUUGCUAGGUUCCUCUACGAUGGCCUCUCUAUUUUCUCGGUGGUGAAGCAUUUGCCAAAUCUGAUUGAGAAUUUGAAUGAGCUGCAAAAGAUUUUCAAGGAGCUACCUGGCUACAGGCUUUAUGGUUCAUCGAUCCUGUUAAUGUAUGAUUCUGAUGCUGACCAUGCUAAAUCGCAGUCGACAUUGAUUGUUCGUCUUAUUGAUUUCGCGCAAUGUGUCAUUGCAAACGAACCUCUUCCUCCAAACACCACUUAUCCUCCAGCGCAUAUUGACUCUCCGGAUCUGGGAUAUUUGAAAGGUCUUCAGUCUUUGAUAUUUUACUUCAAAUUAAUGUUCCAGGAGUUUACGGGACUACAGUAUACUAACUACGACGAGUCUCUUGUGGUCAUGAAAAAGCUCCAGUCUUCCGUUCUUUCCCGCGGUUGCGAGUGGCUCGACAACUUCGAAAAGGACCAACCGUGUCCAUUUGAUUUUGGCCAAGUUCCGCAAUACUCUGGUUCCAUCUUUGACAAUGCAUCGGAAUAA